Molecule: messenger RNA, 2058 nt
Organism: Micromonas pusilla CCMP1545
Lineage: Eukaryota; Viridiplantae; Chlorophyta; Mamiellophyceae; Mamiellales; Mamiellaceae
Product: sulfate permease family
Exons: 4
Coding region: 1-2058 (685 amino acids)
Cellular component (GO): membrane
Source: RefSeq, a predicted model, not a curated record
AUGGCCGCGGCGAUAUACGCCACGGAGGGGAUCGACGAAGACGCCAAGCUGCCGACGUUGGAGGCGGCCAUCGUGUUGACGUCGCUCGCCACCGGGGUGGGACUCACGGUGCGUAUGAUUCGUCCACGUGGCGAUGGAUUGAUUCUCUGUCGGCCACUCACAACACGCCACGUGGUGUUUUAUCCAACACGUCAUCAUCUGGUCAACCAACCAACCACUCGUAUCUCGCCACGUGUCCAACCAAACGAACGACAGGCGCUCGGAAACGCGAAGCUCGGGAACAUCGUCCGACUGCUUCCGUCGCCCGUGACUGGCGGCUUCCUCGCGGGCACCGGCUGGGUCCUCUCGACCGGCGCUUUCAAAGUCCUCACCGGGUAUACCUUCGAGCCCUCGAGUGCGAUCGACGCGCUGCGAUCGCCGGAGUUUUUCACCGUCUGUCUUCCGGGCAUACUUCUGGGCGCAGCGCUCGCGGUUGGCAACCGAAAAAUCGCGCAGUUCUGGGUCGUCCCCGGGUUUCUCCUCGGCGGCACGUUCCUCUACUUCAGCGGGCUGGAGGCGUUUUUGGGGAUGAGCCCCGCGGACGCGAUGGACGCGGGGUACCUUCUCGGCCCGUUCCCCGCCGGCUCGGACGCCGCCGCGAGCUCCGCGUUCACGCCGCUGCUGCUGUCGCCGUCGACGCUGUCGCGCGUGCGUUGGGACGUCGUGUUGGACCAAGGCGCGUUCUACGCGCGCGCACAGAAGUACACGUACACGUACUGCCCGCGCGCGGCUACCGUCUUCGGUCUGUCGACGCUCGGUCUGCUCCUCAUCACGUCCGCGAUCGAGACGAGCACCGGGACGGAGGGCGACGCGAACGAGGAGCUGAAAGCCGUGGGCAGCGCGAACAUUUUGGGCGGCUUAGGCGGAGGGCUCGUGAUGUAUCACUCGCUGUCGUCGACGCAAAUCGCGACGGGCAUGGGGAGCGAUUCGCGGCUUCCCGGGAUCGUCGCGUCGCUGUGCUACGUCGCCGCGCUCGUCGUCGGUCCCGCGCCGCUCGCGUUCGUCCCGAGCGCGCUCAUCGGAGGGUUGCUCAUCUUCAUCGGCUCGUCGUUCUUGUACGAGUGGCUCGUCGAGGGAUUCGCGAGCUUGCCGCGGUCCGAGUACGCCGUCGUCGUCCUCAUCGUCGUCACCGUCGCGUCGCAGGGAUACCUCGCCGGCGUCGUCGCGGGCAUCCUCGGCGCCGCCGCGGUGUUCGUGACCGACUACAGCAGAGUGCCGAUCGUGAGGAGUCGACUGCGCGUCGGCGGCGAGGGCGGGAUUCGGUCGAGUCAGGCGCGGACGCGCGCGGAGGUGAACGCGAUCGUGGAGUCGGGAACGUUCGCGUACUGCGCCAAGUUGCAGGGGUUCCUCUUCUUCGCGACGUCGUACAAGCUCCUGGAGGAAAUUCGCGCGCGGCACGACCGGCUCGUCGACGACGCCGGCCGCGGGUUGGAGUUCAUCGUGCUAGACUUCCAGAGCGUCGUCGGCGUCGACGGCAGCGCGAUAUCGGCGUUUGAAAAACUUCGACGGUUCGCGAAGAACGAGGGGAUCCAGGUCAUCCUGAGCGACGUCGACCGACCGGAGCUGGCGCGCGUCGUGACGAUCACGCUGUACGGCGAGAAGCUGCCCACGUUCGCGUUCAUCGACCGCCCGAUCAGUUUGAUCGAGUCGAGAGCGCUGCUUCCGGGCGGGGGGAAGAACGCGCCGAGUCAGAGUCGGACGUACGACGUGAUGGCGGCGCAAGAUUUAGAUUCGGACGUCGACGCCGCCGGCGCCGCGGACGCGGAGGACGAGUCCUCCGCCGCGGCCGCGGACGAGAGCGAGGACGGGCAGUACGGCGGCGGCGGCCUGGUCGUGCAGGUCUCCGAGCUCGACACCGCGCUGAAGUUCGUGGAGGACGUGAUGAUCGCGAGGGCGCGCGCGGCGGCGGCGACGGCGGCGGCGAACGCCGGGGAGGAGCAGACGUCGGGCGGGAAGGCGCGUUCUAUCUCACACUGGUUCCCAUACGACCCCGUUGGCGUGGUGAACGCCGAUCCUUAA